AUGGGUUCGUCGCAGCCGCCCCCAGACCCUUUUGGGCCCUUUGGCUAUCAAAUACCUUCUGAUCAAGAUCCUCCUAUUGCCGAUCCGCCUGAGCCCGCCCCCGGUGCCCCUCUCUUAUCAGACAAUGACAGCAAAUUCCUCUCAACCUUUUUCGACGACUUCACGGCUGACCAUUACAACAUGUCCUUCGGCGAGGGUUUACACUUCAGCGAGAAUUGGUAUGAUCUUCCUCCGCAGUUUAUAGGAUCCAGUACUUCGUUUAGCCAACAGCCAGGAUCUUCGCUAGGCGAGCCGUCAUCGCAAGGGCAUUCUCAUAGCAUCCAUGAAUUUCACGGUGUAACAUCCAUGGGAUCGAAUAUGAUGCCUCCUCCACCGCCACCCCCUGUCAAUCUACAAAGCCAGAGUGAGCAUCGACAUGCCUCCGACGAUGUGCUGAACGCGGCUGCGACUCUCAUUCAAAAUGGUCUAAAUCAGCGACAUCAUUCCAACGGAGUAGAUACUUCAGCACAAAGAUCAAUAGGCCCUCCUGUUGGCCAUCUCCGUCACCAGCCAUUGGAAGAGUUUCGUGAAGAACAUCGACGCAGCGUAGCAGCCAGUGAGCAAGAGCGCUAUCCAGACUGGAGUGCAGGGGCGCAUGAAAUGCGCCAGCAUCGGGUGCCACCCAUCGAAUACCAGUGGGGUUCCGAUGCCAAUUUCAAUCAAGUAACUUAUACUCCAAGCUCAGAGAAGGAAACCAGCGAGUCUCUAUCUAAAGAUCAACUGGGGAUGCUCGAUUGUUUGGCCCAAAGUCAAAGUGCCGGCAACACGCGGCCUAGCAGUCCGCUCCUAGCCAAAGCACAACUCCCACAUAGCAGGCUAUCUGAGUUUACUAAAGUGCAAGAGGUCAAUACACCCCCUAGGAAAAGGAGGAAGAGUAGAAACAGCAAGGAUGCUCUGAAUGAUGAGACACAAGGCGAGGUCGGUGCACCGAAGCCUGUCCGAAGGCGAAAACCCAAAGCAGAGCGUAUGGGUUCGAUCACCUCCCCUGUCGUUAAUGAGGUUUCUGGCGGAAAGCGUCGCAAAUCGGCGGCCAACACUGCCAAGUUGUCGAGGGAAAAUCUUUCGGAAGAGCAGAAACGUGAAAAUCACAUAAAGAGCGAGCAAAAGCGGCGUACUCUUAUCAAGGAGGGCUUCGACGAUCUAUGCGAGCUUGUUCCUGGACUUCGCGGUGGUGGUUUUAGUAAAAGCACCAUGCUCGCAAUGGCUGCGGAAUGGCUGGAGGAUCUACUUAAAGGAAACCAAGCUUUGGAGGCUCAGAUUGCCACUUUGGAGGAGCAUCCGUAA
Messenger RNA from Fusarium poae, 1323 nucleotides. RefSeq lists its product as uncharacterized. Gene Ontology annotation, biological process: regulation of transcription by RNA polymerase II. The coding region runs from base 1 to 1323 and encodes 440 amino acids. The transcript has 2 exons. NCBI's taxonomy places the organism in Eukaryota, Fungi, Ascomycota, Sordariomycetes, Hypocreales, Nectriaceae. The record is from RefSeq and is a predicted model, not a curated record. Gene Ontology annotation, molecular function: protein dimerization activity; RNA polymerase II cis-regulatory region sequence-specific DNA binding; DNA-binding transcription factor activity, RNA polymerase II-specific.